Opisthocomus hoazin is the source of this 1287-nucleotide messenger RNA. NCBI's taxonomy places the organism in Eukaryota, Metazoa, Chordata, Aves, Opisthocomiformes, Opisthocomidae. The record is from RefSeq and is a predicted model, not a curated record.
AUGGUGAACCUGGAGUCUGUGCACGCAGAGAUCAAGAUGAGCGGUGAUGCAGCAGAUUCCACAGAUACUCGGCACGAACCCGAUCAGGUGGAGCCAGGAAAUGAACAGAAUGGGCUGGACUUUAACAGGCAGAUUAAAACUGAAGACCUCAGUGACUCCUUGCAAUCUACAAUCCCCCCUAGGUCAGGUCACCUCGUGCAGGGGUCAUCAAUGAUGCCUGGAAGCCAAAUUGCAGGGGAUAUGAGCUCUCUUCACACCCUGCAGCAGCUUGUAUUGCUUCCUGGGCACAUGCAGUCAGUUCCCCAGUUUCUUCUGUCUCAGUCUCAGGCCGGCCAACAAGCUUUGCAGCCAAACAUCCUCUCCUUCCCUCAGCAACAGGGCAGCCUUCUCCUCUCCCAACCAGGACCCAGCCUGGCAUCACAGGCUGUGGGCCGUUCUGGACUCUCUGGCUCAUCGGUUGAACCCCACCUGGACGUCCCCCAGCAUUUGCAAGUGGCAAAGCACUUAACUCCAUCAGGAGCAUCUGAGGAACCCAGUGACCUGGAGGAGCUGGAAAAGUUUGCUAAGACUUUCAAACAGAGGCGAAUCAAAUUGGGGUUCACACAGGGUGACGUUGGACUUGCCAUGGGGAAGCUCUAUGGCAAUGACUUCAGCCAGACCACUAUUUCCCGCUUUGAGGCUCUCAACCUGAGCUUUAAGAAUAUGUGCAAGCUCAAACCCCUGCUGGAGAAGUGGCUGAGUGAUGCAGAAUCUGCUCCUUUGGAUUCGUCGAUGAGCACUCCCAAUUCCUACCCCUCAGUGAAUGAGAUGUUUGGACGGAAAAGAAAGAAGCGAACCAGCAUUGAGACCAACAUUCGCUCCACACUGGAGAAAAGAUUUCAAGAUAACCCCAAGCCCAGUUCAGAGGAGAUAUCCUUGAUAGCAGAGCAGCUCUCCAUGGAAAAGGAGGUAGUUCGGGUCUGGUUCUGCAACCGGCGCCAGAAAGAAAAACGGAUCAGCUGCCCGAUGCCAUCCCCCAUCAAAUCACCUAUCUACAAUUCCAGACUGGUCUCUACCUCAGGGUCCUUGGGGCCCCUCUCCGUCAAUCCGGUGCAUAGCACCAUGCCUGGGACUGUAACAUCAUCAUGUUCCCCAGGAAACUCCAGCAGGCCCUCAUCCCCUGGCAGUGCACUCCAUGCCAGCAGCCCCGGCACAGCUCAGAGCAACUCCAAAGCUGCAAUGAACCCAUCGGGUUUCAACUCUUCAGGAUCUUGGUACCGCUGGAAUCAACCUACCUACCUCCACUGA